Cyanistes caeruleus (blue tit) is the source of this 772-nucleotide messenger RNA. NCBI's taxonomy places the organism in Eukaryota, Metazoa, Chordata, Aves, Passeriformes, Paridae. The record is from RefSeq and is a predicted model, not a curated record.
AGCCCUGUGCUGCCAGGAAAGCCAGGUUUGUGGCCCCAUUGCACUGAAAAUUCUUUUCUGCUGCAGGCCUGCCAUCAGAUAUGGUUUUCUCAGGCCAGCAGUCUGGAUGUGAAUACCAGUGCAGGUGCAGUUAGUGCUUGGUUGCCUUCAAGUUUCACAACCUGUGCUAAUAAGUGGUUAACCUUGCUGAUCUCCAAGUAGGAGCAGUGCAAGAGGGAAUGAAGUUUGAACUGGGGUGGGUGGGAUAGAGAGAGCUCCACAAUGCAAUAUUCAAGGCUAUCUCCUCUUUUAUUUUUACCUAAUAUUUAAGAGCCUGUCCCUAGACAAUGAAUUAUCUCAUUAUUGAGUUACUGUGUUUUUCUUCAAGACAUGAUCCAAACAAAUCUGCUCUUUCAAACUCAAAGAAGUGUUAUUCGACUGCCUAAACAGCCUGAAGGUGGACAAGAUGGAAGCCAAAACACGACUCUCUUGCAUCCUGUCUAUCCUCCACAGUGGGACAAAACUGCUCUACCUGACAUCGGGUUUAAGUUGAUACAGCUCAGUUACGAUUCCCAAGAAUAUAGAAAAAUCAAGAGUCUAUUUGAGAAGACAAUGAAAAAUUACUGCAUCAACCAACUCCAGAGGAUCCAGAACCCAACACUUUGGGACAUUUUUCAGUGGUUUGUAUCUAUUUUAUUUCAUUAUCCUUACUGUAUGAGAAGACUGGUAUUUCCUGAUCAGUUGUCCUCCAUAGACUACAUUUGGAGCCGCCAAAUUCAGCAGUCCAGCAGAG